AUGACUGAAUCUUGUCAACAGAUUCAACUGCCACCUCUUUCUUCUUUGAUGUCAUCUUCAGCUUCUGGUAUGAGACAUCGACAGCAACAACAACGUCAUGUCCUUCCACUUCCCAACAUAAGAGAACAUGACCAUCAGCCUCUUCGAGUAUUCAGCCCUGUCAUCCUUUUCCAUGACUAUUCAUGUACCUCUCCCAUCAAUCAUCGAAUUUCACAACCACCUACUACAACAACGCAGGUUCAACGUCCUGCUACUAAGCCUGUUCACUUGCACCCAUACAACAGCAGCAACCCAUACGCACAAAUGAAAAAGUCCAAGAUCAGCGAAAUGCUUGAAGGUGAUGGUAGCAGAAUAUGGCACGACACGGGACGAAAGGGAGCUUUUUGGAACGUGCUUGAUCCCCAUUUUCAACACCAACAACCACCAUCAUCGUCCAUUACAACAACCCAACAACAAGGUGAACGUCCAGGUUUUCGCCAUAGCAACCACAGCUCAUCGCUUCCACUCACCCCACCUUCACAUGAUGGCUAUCACUUUAAAUCGGGUUACUUUGCCGAUACGCCAGCUGACGAUAAUAGUUGCAGCAGCAGUAGCAGUAGCAGCAGCAAUAGCAGUGCCGUUGGUGAUGAUCAAGCUGUUCAAGAUCUUGGAUCUCAUGUUGUUGGUUUUCAUGAAUUUCCCACCGCCAGCACCAGCAGCACACAAUGUUAUCAUCCACAACAGCAUGUAUCUGAACAAGUUGUAGCAUCCAAUGUUGAUAAUCGCAAGCGCCGUGGAAACCUACCUAAGCCAGUGACAGCCAUUAUGAAACGUUGGCUUGUGGAAAAUUGCACCAAUCCUUAUCCCACCGAGGACGAAAAAGACUGGCUAAAGCAAGAAACGGGCUUGACCUUGAAUCAAAUUAGCAACUGGUUCAUCAAUGCGCGUCGUCGUAUCUUGCCAAUGAUCCUUGCAAAGGCUGCUGCUCUUGAAGGUACACCCGUCAUGCAUCACAAGAAGCGACGUGGUAAGCCUCCAUCGGCUAUCACGGCUGCUCGUCGCAAAAUGGCUAGCAAACGCACAUGUCAAAAACUCUUCAUGGAUGAUGAUCAUGAUUGGUGGUUGUCUUCAACAACAACAACAGCCAAACGAGGCCUCAAGCGAUCUUCUUCAGAGCAAGAUGAUGGAUACGAUUGUAUGCGCCCAUCCACUCGAGCCAGACAUCAUUAG
Molecule: messenger RNA, 1209 nt
Organism: Lichtheimia ornata
Lineage: Eukaryota; Fungi; Mucoromycota; Mucoromycetes; Mucorales; Lichtheimiaceae
Exons: 3
Coding region: 1-1209 (402 amino acids)
Biological process (GO): regulation of transcription by RNA polymerase II
Molecular function (GO): RNA polymerase II cis-regulatory region sequence-specific DNA binding; DNA-binding transcription factor activity, RNA polymerase II-specific
Source: RefSeq, a predicted model, not a curated record